Molecule: messenger RNA, 3181 nt
Organism: Scophthalmus maximus (turbot)
Lineage: Eukaryota; Metazoa; Chordata; Actinopteri; Pleuronectiformes; Scophthalmidae
Gene: akap10
Product: A kinase (PRKA) anchor protein 10
Exons: 15
Coding region: 213-2066 (617 amino acids)
Biological process (GO): intracellular protein localization
Cellular component (GO): plasma membrane
Molecular function (GO): protein kinase A binding
Source: RefSeq, a predicted model, not a curated record
CGGAAGUAAGACGUUUAUUGACAAUAUGGCCGUUGAGCUCAUUGAGCUGGGCUCGGAUUUUGUGGGAAAUUGUGAUUUGACAGCGGCGCCGCGACGACAACCCGUUUCCGCCCGCGGGAGUGUGAGGAACCGAUGCACUUGAAUGAAGGGAGCCGCGAGCGCACGGGACGGUGUCAGUGAGCCGAGGAAGCGUCCGGAGUGUGGAGCCCGUCAUGUCGUUUUUCAAGAGGAAAGCCAAAAGCAAAGAACCCGAGAGAGUGACGGAUGCUAAAGUCAAUAGAGCUCCAGUCAGCCCCCACUCUCCAUCAUUAGGACUGAGGAACCACCAUGCCAUCCAGGAGGCUGCAGGGCCCAGCCAUGUGGCCAUCAACGCCAUCUCUGCCAACAUGGACUCCUUCGCCCGCGGUCGCACCGCCAUCCUCAAGAAGCAGCCAAGCCACAUGGAGGCCGCACACUUUGGAGAUCUGGGUCACUCCAGUGUGAACUAUCAGCCACAGGAGACCCGCUCUCGCCUGUCCAAGACCGUGGACCAGGUCCUGCGGGACAAUGUGGCCAUUCCCCACUACAUGCAUUUCAUGGAAUUGCAGGGCGCAGACCACCUGGUCCGGUUCUGGUUGGAGGCCGAGAGUUUCCGCUCCAGCAGCUGGUCGCGAAUCAGAGCGCACAGUCUAAAUUCUGUCAAACAAAGCUCCUUGGCCGAGCCAGUCCCCGCCUCGCCAGGUGGCUCGGCACUCCCAGUGACGUUCCCACACACACCCAAUGCCCUCUCGCGGGACAGUAGCAGUGAAGAUGCUUGGGUGCCGCCACAGUGGCAGGACUCCUCCUCCAGCACAGAAGCCGGCCUGAGACCCGGGACCCCCCAAGCUGACACCCCCAGCAGGCAGACACCUUCCAGUACAGGGACUCCCUACAAGUUGCAGUCCAACAGCACCCUGCGGGAGCUCUCUGACAAACUCAUGAAAAGUAUAGAGAAAGAUGCAAUCACCAUCUUCACCAAGUACAUCUCUCCGGACGCUGUGAGGCCCAUCCCCAUCACAGAACAGUUCAGGAAUGACAUAGUUGCUAAGAUAUGUGGAGAAGAUGGCAUGGUGGACCCAAACUGCUUUGUCAUUGCACAGUCGCUAGUGUUGGCCAUCUUGGAGCAACAGCACUUUAUUGAAUUCCUGCGGAGCCAUCAUUUCUGUAAAUACCAGAUUGAAGUGUUGACGAGUGGCUCAGUGUUCCUGGCCGACAUCUUGUUCUGCGAGUCGGCUCUCUUCUACUUCUCUGAGUACAUGGAAAAGGAGGAGGCGAUGAAUGUGCUGCAGUUCUGGCUGGCGGCGGACAACUUCCAGAACCAGCUAGCAGCUAAAAAGGGCCAGUAUGACGGCCAGGAGGCGCAAAAUGACGCCAUGAUCCUCUAUGAUAAGUAUUUCUCACUCCAAGCUACCAACCCUCUGGGCUUUGGCGACUCCGUGCGGAUGGAGAUAGAGUCGAACAUCUGCCGGGAGGGAGGGCCUCUCCCCGACUGCUUCACCACUCCACUGAGACAGGCCUGGACGACCAUGGAGAAGGUCUACAUGCCAGGCUUCCUGUCCAGCAACCUUUACUACAAAUACCUGAGUGACCUCAUCAACUCGGUGCGGGCGGACGAAUUUGUGAAUGUCAGCACUCCAGGUCAGAGCGGGCCGGCGGAUAACGACCGCUCAAGCUCAAAUGCCAGCGAGGGCUCGCAGACUCAGCAAAGCGCCAGAAAGGCGGCAAUCAAGAUCCUGAAGAACUUCGACGAGGCGAUCACUGUGGACGUCGCCAGUCUGGACCCUGAGUCCUUGUACCAGCGGCCGUACGCUGGGAAGAUGACGUUUGGGAAGGUGAAUGAGAUGGGCCAGUUCAUCAGGGAGGCAGAGCCAGAGCCGGAUGUGAAGAAAUCCAAAGGCUCCAUGUUUUCUCAAGCCAUGAAGAAAUGGGUCCAAGGCAACUCAGAUGAGGCUCAGGAGGAGAUGGCCUGGCAGAUCGCCAAGAUGAUCGUCAAUGACGUCGUCCACCAGUCAGGUCACGACAGCCCCGGCAAGGCCACCAAGUUAUGACCCCGCUGAGGAACCAAAGGGCUGACACUCCCCGUCCGACACUGGCACGGGACGGUGACGAAACGUGCGCAGGGUUUCACCCCGCGAUGAACAUAAUUUCUCGGAGAACGAACAAGGCUUUUUAUCACCUCCCCAACCACCAUGUCCCUGUGUGUGUGUGUGUGUGUGCGCGCGCGCGUGUGUGUAUGUGUGGUUGAGUGAUUGUUCGGGCAUGGGUUUGUGGGAAAACUUGAAGUACAUCAUUGUUCGGAUCUUCCAACUCCAUAAACAUUAUAAAGGUACACGUGUAGUCAAAAGCAAAGUGGAGCAAAGAGCUCGCAUCCGACUGGAGGAGGUCGCUCCUCAGGACGGAAACGUUCACCAUUAGAGCACGCUGGCACGAAGAAGCAGCAUCUGUCAGGACGGUCGCCGUGUGGCUGCAGCCGUAGUGUUAGUACAAUGUCUCAUCUUGGACCUAUGGAGGACAUAACUAAGACUGAAUGACCUUCUCCCCCUCGUGACACUCCUACCCACACCUUUUAAAAAAGCAUUCCUUGUUUUUAAGAUGAAGAUCUCCUCAAAGAAUCAGCUAGUGAAAGACAAAGCAGAUGAAAAUCAGCAGUUUGGAGCGUUGUACAGUUUUUGCAUUCGCUUCCCCCCCAUCCUGCCUGGAGUGGUUUAGUCCCGCCACUCCCUGGCGUGAGCUGUCCCGGGACUGUGACAAUGAAACGGAACCUCCCGGCGCCUUCACCUUGUAGAAGAAUAAAUACUCCUUAUUGAACUGAAGUGCUCCAGUUGUGUUGGAAAACUCCAAACUCCAUGUCUCCUAAAUGUUUUUACAUUUCUGGUUUACCGCAAAUGUCCCUUUUAUGGUGAUCGUUUUUAUUUCAUUGUUUUUUAAAAUGCAUCACUGAAGCAAAGGACUGGAUUAACAGACUGUUCAACUGGAGAGUGUGCUCAAUGAAUUAAACUUAUUUUUCUUUUUCUUUUGAGCCUUAUCAUGAUGUGGAAAAGAACCAGAAAAGACUCUUGGUACUAUGUACCAGUAAUGUUUUCUGACAUGUAUGUAUGUGUGUACGUAAUCUAUAAUAUAUUUAAAUUGUGUUUGAUUUAAAUACAUAUAUUAUGAAAUGUUU